AACAUGGCGGAGGGGAAAGGAGGAUUAUUUGCGAAACGUCUCCAAAAACAGAUUGUGAGGGCCAAAGCAAAGGUGUUGCAGAACCUAGGCAAGGCAGAGAAAACCCGGGAUGAAGAGUUCGAUGUACACGUGAACAACUUCCACAAACAACAGCAUGAUGCCACUCGGCUACAGAAAGAACUCAAGAAAUACAUUGACUGUGCGAAAGAAAUGUCUCAUGCCAACAAGGCAUUCUACGAAGUACUGACUGAAGUUUAUGAAUCUGAAUGGGUCGACAAGUCUGUGGUGCAAGAAUGUGGCCAGUCAUUGGAACUACUCUGGAUGGACUACAUUCAAAAGCUAACAGAGCAAGUCAUGGCCCCUCUCAAUAAAUAUAUUGCCACAUUUCAAGAAACCAAGACUAAAAUCUCAAAACGCGGACGCAAACUGGUCGACUAUGACAACUCGCGGCAUAACGUUGACGAACUGCUGAACCAGAAGAAGAAGGAUGAAUCAAAGCUGGCCAAGUCACAUGAGGAUCUAGAAUCAGCCAAACGGAUAUUUGACGAAUUAAAUGAUGACUUGCACAACGAAUUACCGAAUUUAUACGACAAAAGAAUCCAAGUUUAUUCGGAGAAUUUUACUAAUCUCUACGACAGUGAGACAACGUUUCAUGUGGAAGCAGGAAAGUUAAAAGCUCAAUUACAAGAAGCAAUGGAAAAACUUAAUAGAGAAUUUGACAAGGGUUCCUACGGAGUGAAACGGUCACCGAGUCAUGUGUCCUCGAUGAGCAAUAGAUCGUCCAAGUCGAACGAAAACAGUCCAAAUUUGAGCAAGUUUUAUAAUGUGAACAUUCCUGACAGUGAUAAAGAGUGCGAUUCCGACAGCAUUGCUGCGUCAAAUGAUGAUGAGCAGCUUGACGAUUCAGACUCCGAGCAUACGUCAAGCGAAAAAGACCAUUCAGAUAAAAUUGUGACGACGGUUACUAAUGACAAAGGUCGGGACACUCUGACAGAAGAAUCUAGAUAUGAACCUGUGGAGGUCAGAAAAGAUAACGAAACGCCAACAAAACAAGAUGAAAGCAAGAGAAUAUCUGACGUGUCAGAUGAUGCCCCUAAGCCGGCCGACACCCACGACGACGGUGCCAAUGGUAUAUCCAGUGUAUACGAUACAGCGAGGUCUACGGAUGAUGAACGUGAUGAUGAUUUGUAUCAAGUGCCAGGUUCAAAUAAGGAAGUAGAGUUGCCCGAUGGUGUGGAGUACAUGGUUAUAGUAAGCCAUAGCUAUGAAGCAGGUGAUGAAGAUGAACUGGCUUUAGAACCGGGUGAUAUUGUCUAUGUUGUGCCAUUCGAAAAUCCAGAAGAACAGGAUGACGGCUGGUUAUCUGGUUACAAGAAAGACCACCCUGAUGAACGAGGUGUAUUCCCACAGAAUUUUACUAAAAGACUUUGAGGAAGUUGAAGUUGGCGUUCAAGAAUGUAUCAUAUUCAAAGACUGUACAUUUCAUUGUACAUAGAGAACUUGAAAUGAAAAGUAGCCAAUGAAGGAAGAUUUGUGAAAUUUGAACAUUUCAUGCAUCACUCUGUGGACACUUACUACCACCGGCAGUUCCAAGUGUUGCAUGGCCACAUGUGUGAAGAUAGAUUCCCCGAAGUCCUGAGAAGGGGUUCGCUCUGUUUAUUUUCAUUUGAUAUGGUAAUCUCAUAUUAGCAGAGGAAUACAAAUUUGGACAUUCAUUAGUAAUUUCAAAUAGAACUUAAACGAAUUAGCUUAUAUGUAUGAUAUUAUAGAAUUUUAUUAUAUUCGCAUGAGCAUGCUGUAGGUUAGUUUUUUAUGAAGAAAUAGAUUUUGUCUGCAAGAUUUUCUUUUUAUACAAUAUAUUAUGUCAUUUGCAUCAAAUGAAUACUGAGGGUAUACAUUAUUUGUCUGUUAUUUUCAUCUGCUGAUAGAACUUAGUGGUGGCUGACACAGACUUGUGGAUGCCUUGUGCUAAAAUAUUUUGAACCCUGCAGGAUCAAAUUCUACCUUCAAAUACUUUUCAUAAGAAAAAACAGACAACAAUAUUGAUGUCAUCUCAUGAUCUGUCAGGUUUGGCAUGUAGGGCAGAGUGGUACACUUAUAACUCCAGUAUCGUUGGGAAAUCGGCUGGGAGUACACACUAGUAGUAAUGCAUGUACAUGUAAAGGCUAUAAUUGUAGCGGGGCAAUAAUUGUACCACAAAAAUACCUCAAUGUCUUGUGUUCUUUGUACAGAAUGAAACUUCACCACAAUGAUUUAAUAUAAAUAAUCUUGUUUUUUUUGCAAUGUUUUGUGUGUAAAAUGAAGAGAAAAAUUCACACCAAAUUCGAUAAAUUCAAAAUAAUCUUGAAUAUAAUGAAUUUCUACCAUAAAAUAUAUGGUCAUAACUAAUAUAUUUGUACAAAGGUGCUAGGUGCUGUUGUAGACAUUUCCUGUCGAUGCCAUGCCAAAUAUCAUUUGAGCUAUUGCGUGAAGUCAUGCGGCAGGGAAAGAUCUAAUGCAACACAGAUAACAGAGGUCAUAUGUUAGGGAUAAGUAUUCUGAUAUGCAAUUAUGUAAUGUAUGCCAAAAUAUGUAGUGCCAGUUUCAUGAAACACAUGCUUCUGUAUAUUUUCAAAGACAUAGUUUAGUUGAAACGUUUGGUGUCAUUUUACAUGUAGGACUGAAGAGACAACGUCUGAAUUCCAUUCACUUGGCAUGACUGUAAAUAAACCUUGACUCUUUGGUAUGCAGUUAUAUUGAGGUAGCAAAGUCUCCUUUGGUCUGUUUCAUUCAGGCCAAGCCAAGUCUGAUUAGUUUCCAUCACCACCACUACCAUGUAUCAAUUGAAUAUCUGACCCAGGGGUCUCUUUUCUGAAAAUGUUUAUGGCAAAGGUACCGUAUAUUUGUUGCUGAUCUUAGAACAUGACACUUUGAUUCAGUUUAACCAGGUUAAGAAUAUUAUGUGCUUUCUAUGGUUCUUGUUGAAUUGGAACUAAAUUCUCUGUUGCCGCCAAAAUGCUUUGCCAUUUUCUUAGAUACUUUUGUAGUAAUAUGAGCGUUUGUACAUGUACAUGUACAUGUACAUGUAAAUCUUCUUUUUCUCAACACCUAAUGCAACCUACAUUUAUGUAUGAUAAUUCUCCACGACUUGGCAACAACAAAAAACGGGCAUUAGGCCUCCGUGCACCAGGGGGAGAACAAAAGGUGUUCAUUGAAGUGAUGUUAGGACUUCCCAGCAGCAGAUUCAACUAUGUGCAUGAAGAUGGGAAUUACACCUUUGAAAACAUUUGCUUGGCGAUGUAUGGCCAUUACGAUGAAUUAGUGUAACUUGUGAUAAUACGGUAUGUAUAGUGAUAUACUUUUUAAAGUACAUGUCAUAAUAAAGCUAUAACAGUAUCUCAA
This is a messenger RNA of Lineus longissimus, 3381 nucleotides long. RefSeq names its product amphiphysin-like. Lineage: Eukaryota; Metazoa; Nemertea; Pilidiophora; Heteronemertea; Lineidae. Gene Ontology annotation, molecular function: protein binding; phospholipid binding. The transcript has 12 exons. Gene Ontology annotation, cellular component: plasma membrane; cytoplasm. The record is from RefSeq and is a predicted model, not a curated record. Bases 4 to 1431 code for a protein of 475 amino acids.